Messenger RNA from Ostrinia nubilalis (European corn borer), 1197 nucleotides. RefSeq names its product maltase A3-like. The record is from RefSeq and is a predicted model, not a curated record. Bases 91 to 1044 code for a protein of 317 amino acids. NCBI's taxonomy places the organism in Eukaryota, Metazoa, Arthropoda, Insecta, Lepidoptera, Crambidae. The transcript has 4 exons.
UGUGCCUGGCUGAGAAGAGGCUUCUCAGGAGUUCUGCUGAAUCCCGACUUUCCCUUCAACCAGAAAUGCGGCGAGAAAUUGCUGAGAAAAAUGACAGCUGAGGCCAUGACUUGUGCUAGAUCAUCCGCUUUGGAGACCCCGGUAAUUCUAGUGGAGUCAUCGCUAGAUUCCCACGCCGCAUCUGGCUACUACGCGGACGGCGGCGUGGGCGCCAACAGUGUGCUCAGCGCGGCGCUGGCGCAGCCUGAUGGACUGACGGCCCCGGACGCCGCCCUGGCCUUCUACGGCGCACUGCUACACGCCCCCCAGGAUGCCACCCCUACUUGGAUUACGAGCGCGCCUAGUCAGAGCCGUAUAGCGACCCGCUACGGCAGCGAGAUGGUGGACGCCGUGAACCUCUUGGCCUUAAUCCUGCCUGGGGCCGCGGUUAUACAGCAGGGAGACGAGCUGGGGGUAGCCGACACCAUCUUGGAAUGGGCGGCGUCAACCAACACCUGUUACCCUGGCCCAGCCGUCCCUGCCGCCGCGCCAUUCCCCUGGAGCGACGCGGCCAAUGGUGGCUUCACAACAGGGGAGCCGUGGAUGCCUCUGGCGCCGAACUAUAGAUAUGCCAACGCUAAGACCGAGUUCGCUAACAACAACAGCCAUGUGGGGGUGAUGAGAACUGCUGCCGCGAUGAGAACGUCUCCGGCUAUAGGACCGCAUGUAGACAUAAAACGACUGGGGAACGCUUUAGCGGUACUCCGCUGGGGAGGGCCCGGGUCUUUGCUGGUCGUGGUCAAUUUAGGCCGAGACCACGCCGAAGUCAAGCUCUCGGCCAUCUUCGGGUUGCCUACCCAGAUGACGGUGGCGGCCAGCUCCGCGGGCUCGAGUCUGUCCGUCGGGUCUCAUAUACCUGUUGAUAAAACGCUCAAAUUGGCCCCCGGGGAGACCCUCCUCUUAGCCGGGGGCCCACGCCACUGCGGGGGCCCGGGGCCCGUCGAUAAAAUCACAAGCAAACUGGCCGAAGGCUGGCAGAAGUUGAACCAAUACUUCAAUAACUAAAAGCUUAAAAGUUCCGAUACGUUAUCGGCGCGUACUACGAGUACAAAUAAAGUUUUACGAAACUAAUUUGUGUGUAAUUGAAUUUGUAGUUACCGAAGUUUUCGAUCAUGUUUGUCAAGUUUUAUGUCUAUCAACUAAAUAAUUUCCUUGAAA